Messenger RNA from Rosa chinensis, 1065 nucleotides. RefSeq names its product aspartic proteinase CDR1. Bases 1 to 1065 code for a protein of 354 amino acids. The record is from RefSeq and is a predicted model, not a curated record. The transcript has a single exon. Gene Ontology annotation, molecular function: aspartic-type endopeptidase activity. NCBI's taxonomy places the organism in Eukaryota, Viridiplantae, Streptophyta, Magnoliopsida, Rosales, Rosaceae. Gene Ontology annotation, cellular component: extracellular region. Gene Ontology annotation, biological process: proteolysis.
AUGGGAACCCCACCCUUUGAUAUUUAUGCAAUUGCUGAUACAGGUAGUGAUCUACUAUGGACACAAUGCCAACCAUGUAAAGCUUGCUACAAGACCAACUUUGGCGUUUUUGACCCGAGAAAAUCCUCAACUUAUAGGAACAUUACUUGUCGUGCAAGCGACUGUAGACUCGUCGCCCUUUCCAGACCAUUAGACUAUCAACCAAACUUUUGUAGAGAAAAUCCUAAAGGACCUUGCUUGUACAGGUAUGCGUAUAUGGACACGUCAUCCUCGACGGGUGCAUUGGCUAAAGAAACAGUUACCUUGACAUCCACUACUGGUAAAGUCGUAACCCUAAAAGAUAUUAUCUUUGGGUGUGGGAAUGAGAACAAUUCAACUAUAACUGGAACUGAAAUGGGUGUUAUUGGGCUUGGACGUGGGCCCUUGUCAUUUGUUUCUCAAAUUGCUCCCUAUGUUGGAGGAAAAAGAUUCUCACAUUGCUUGGUGCCAGAUCCCAACAUUGAAAGCAAGAUCUAUUUUGGGAAUGGGAGUGAAGUGUUGGGUGAAGGUGUGCUGACAGUACCUUUGUUCGAUGAACAACCAGGCGGGAGUAACUAUUAUGUGACAGUACCAGGAAUUACCAUCGGAAAUGACUUUGUUCCUUUUAACUCAACAGGGACAUUGCUCACGAAGGGUAACAUGUUGGUCGACUCAGGUACACCUAUGACAUAUUUACCACAAGAAUUUUUUGACCGAGUGGUAGCUCAGCUAAAAAAGACAGUUGAAUUGGAAUCAUUCAUAUCUCCGGAGGAUUCUACCCUUUGCUUCAACUCCACAACGGUUCCAAAAUUCCCAACAGUGGCUUUACAUUUUGAAGGUGGUGGCGAGCUGCCGUUGAAUGAGACCCAAUUAUUUCAGAGAAAUGAAGAGACCAAGGCAUUUUGCUUUAUGAUGGUGAACACCACUACUGAAGAUUAUGGUACCUUUGGAGGUUCUCUUCAAAUAGAUUUCUUGAUUGGUUUUGACUUGGAUACAAAAGUGGUAUCUUUCAAGCCAACUAAUUGUGCAAACUUCAACAAAAGCUAA